AUGAAGACCAUGCGGCCAGGGGAAGCCAACAAACGAGGGAAUGUGGUGACAGCACGAAUCGUUCCUAUAUUCCUCCUUGGCAUCAUUGGGUACUCAUCAUGGGUGCUCACGGAUCUCGUGUGCCUCAAGUAUCUCAUCCACCCGAAACAUUCACUGCUUGUCCGCCGCGAGACCAGUUCUGCGAUCGCCGUCCUCGUUAUAUUCUACCUUCUCCUGCUUGUCACGCUGACAUGUUUCGGCCGCCUGAUCUUGACGAUUAUAACAAAUCCUGGCCUCAUUCCGCGUGGGGAGCAGUAUUGGAUUGAGAAAGAACGGCAGCGGUCGAGCGGGAGGAGUGCACCUCGUAAGGAAGAGGCACUCGAGUAUGACUCGACGGAGGGAUAUACACCCCGACACCUCCGCCCACAGCAGGAUCGGGAGGCCCUUGGUUUCCGCGCUCAAGACUUCUGGCACAGGGACGUCUUCGUCUGCGGCUGGGACGGUCGCCCACCAUUCUGCUCAACAUGUUACAACUACAAACCCGACCGAGCACACCACUGCAGAGAACUCGGCCGAUGCGUGCUAAAGAUGGACCACUUCUGUCCCUGGGUUGGCGGAAUUGUGUCUGAAACGUCGUUCAAGUUCUUUAUACAAUUCACAUUUUGGGCAGCCCUGUUUUGCCUGCACACCCUGAUUGUCAUGGCGUACUAUUUCGCCCGACGCCGAAGUGAAGAGCCUGGGAAUUUCAUUAACGUGCAUUGGAUACUGACCUUGAUCUUCGCGACAUUGUUCUUCAUUUUUACUGCAGGCAUGUGUGGGUCCAGUUUGCAAUUCGCUUUCAUCAAUUCUACCACCAUUGAAAAUUUCACACGCAAGACCAAGGUCUGGUAUCUGGCGGUAUAUUUGCCGCCCAGGGUUCUAGAGCAUUAUCACAAAUCGAAGAGGACGGAUUUGAGAUUGAUCACUUAUCCGAGGCCUCCCGAAGAGCAGUUUCAGAUUCUCAAGCAGCAGGGCGCAAACAUGGGUGAUAGUGAUCAGAACGUUACGGCACAAGCCACGAAUGGAAAUGUGACAACUCCAACGCUGCCACCGAGGGCCUAUGAUCCGCUCUCGACCGCAACAUCCUCCCCGAACGAUGUCGUGUCAUCACAAAAGACCACAAACACUCCUCUCUCUCCAUCAGGUUCGCAACCCACCGUUUCAGGACCUACAAAUCCUUCAAAAAUGGAGACGCGUGUGUUUGCCAUCCUCGAAUCCCCACCUGGUGGUAAUCCGUUCGACAUUGGUGCAGGGGAAAACUUUAGGGAGGUCAUGGGUUAUAAAGUGUUCGAUUGGUUUUUCCCAUUGAGGGCAAGUCCCCUGCUUGACCAUAGUGACCCGGUGAGUAUGUAUAAACUCGGGUCUGUGGUAGAGAGCAUGAAGCGGGGCGCGGGGAUCAGCGAGGGAGAGGCUAGCCUGAGACAUAGGGGGAAAGAUGCAGAUACGACCAGCGAAAAGAGAAGCACAAAGUCCAAGGAAGUUAAGAAUGUAAGUAGGCAACACCGUCGAAAGCAUAUGAAACGCAAGCAUUCACGCCCGGCUGCGAACGAAGACUCUCGGGCGAAGCGUUGA
Messenger RNA from Fonsecaea monophora, 1590 nucleotides. RefSeq lists its product as hypothetical. Gene Ontology annotation, molecular function: protein-cysteine S-palmitoyltransferase activity. Gene Ontology annotation, cellular component: endoplasmic reticulum; Golgi apparatus. Lineage: Eukaryota; Fungi; Ascomycota; Eurotiomycetes; Chaetothyriales; Herpotrichiellaceae. The transcript has a single exon. The record is from RefSeq and is a predicted model, not a curated record. Gene Ontology annotation, biological process: peptidyl-L-cysteine S-palmitoylation; protein targeting to membrane. Bases 1 to 1590 code for a protein of 529 amino acids.